CAUUGUGGAUAGAGAAAUAUUUUAUAAUAUCAAGUUCUUAUGCUUUAUAGUUGAAAGGUUGCAUUCAAGAAGCUACCAAAUGAAAGGAAAAAGCGAUAGAGAAACAAACAAUUGAAGUCGGGGCGGGCCCCACACACACUCUCUCUUAAUCCCCAUUCCUCACACCCAACACAAGUACACCACACCUCACCUCACACACUAGUUAGAGCUUCUUCCCACUUCCUCCGCCGCCACCGCCACCGCCACCACCACCGAUGGCGGAUCCGAAAGCCUACUGGUGCCACGAGUGCGACAUGAGCGUGUCCCUGACGCUCCCACCCUCCCCUCUCCUCUGCCCGCACUGCCACACCCACUUCCUCGAGCUCAUGGACUCCCCAACCCUCUCCCAAAACGACACCGAAUCCUCCCUCUUCGACGUCGUUUUCCAAGACGCUCUCUUACUCCUCAACCCCCCUUCCUCAAAACCCCGCCCCCUCCCCUCCCUCCACGUCACCCCCUCCCUCCUCUCCUCCCUCGACCCCAACGGCGUCGUUCGCUGCGCCGUCUGCAAAGACCAAAUUACCCCCCACGCCGAAGCCAAACAAUUACCCUGCAAACACUUAUACCACUCCGAUUGCAUCACGCCGUGGCUCGAACUCCACGCCUCGUGUCCGCUAUGCAGGUUUCGGUUGGAAGAAGAGGAUGAAGAAGGCGGUGACGGCGUUAUGACGAAGAUCAGGAGGGAGAUUAUUGCCAGGCUGACGGUGCUGACGGAAGAGGAUUUCUACGGGCUGAGGACCACGCUCAACCACAUUGCCUCGCGCCACGCGCUCAUCCAAGAGAACGAGAAUCGCGGCGCCCAGAUUGGGGAAACUCAAGGUGGCGAUUCGGCUUGCUGAUCAUAUUGGUUCAUAAGGUAUAUAGUGUAUUAAAAUAAUGUUGAAGUUGUAUCACCAUAGAUCGUCUUUUCAAGUGUAAAUCUGCACCGACGAUUAUGCUGCUGUUCUUUUCCCUCCUUUUUUGGGAAUCUCCAACUAGCUAGGUCUAGUGCUAUAGCUAAAAAAUACAAUAAAUUGAUGGAGUGCACGGGUAAUGUGCACUUCUCUACCCAUCUUCCACUCUCUCUAUGUUGGUCCUUGUAACUGGAUUUCCUUAGCCAAAUUUCUUGUGUAAAACUUAGCUUUCUUUUAUGUUGUGUCUGAAUUGCCCAAGUGGAUGAUGGAUCCUUCCCACUGAAUCAUUUCGUUCCCAAUUUUUUUGCUUUGGCUUUACAGUAGAUGCUAUUUUUUCCUGCCAAUGUUGCUGUAGUUACGGUAUGAGAUAUUGAGAUUGUUGAGAGAUUGAAUCAUUUGAGUGUUGUUGUGUACCAUGGAAGAGCCUUAAAAUGCAUACUUUGUUGUGGUGUGUAA
Glycine soja is the source of this 1388-nucleotide messenger RNA. Its product is annotated as E3 ubiquitin-protein ligase RNF181 homolog. Gene Ontology annotation, molecular function: ubiquitin protein ligase activity. Gene Ontology annotation, biological process: protein ubiquitination. Gene Ontology annotation, cellular component: cytoplasm. The record is from RefSeq and is a predicted model, not a curated record. The transcript has 2 exons. Lineage: Eukaryota; Viridiplantae; Streptophyta; Magnoliopsida; Fabales; Fabaceae. The coding region runs from base 255 to 878 and encodes 207 amino acids.